This is a messenger RNA of Diaporthe batatas, 2117 nucleotides long. RefSeq lists its product as uncharacterized. The coding region runs from base 110 to 1870 and encodes 586 amino acids. Lineage: Eukaryota; Fungi; Ascomycota; Sordariomycetes; Diaporthales; Diaporthaceae. The record is from RefSeq and is a predicted model, not a curated record. The transcript is spliced from 3 exons.
CUCAUUCCUUCGUGUCUUUUUCCUCUACCCCACGGCCUUGCUAUAAAAGCAGGAGCGUUUCAACCUUUGAUGGCAAUAUCACUUUUUUGGUGCGUCAGACAGGAACGUCAUGGACGGGAAGACCCCACUGGGCUCUCCGAGCCAAAAGCGACAAGCCCGUCAACCAAGAUGGCGAACUCUGGCCUGGGUUGUAGCAGCUCUGCUGCUCUGGUAUAUCCUCAUACCACGACUUCAUUAUAGACUGCGACCAAUAGCUUGCCAUAACAUGACACAAGUCACGUACGAGGGCGAGAGUGUAUUGUGGGAGCGUUGCGGCGAGAUCACUGGCCAUCCCCUGGAGUGCGCCAACGUUACCGUGCCCAUGAACCACUUCGCGCCAACCAAUUCGAGCCAGGCGAAUGCAAAAGACAAGGUCUUCAUUAUCCCGUUGAUUCGAAUGCGUGCCAAGAAUGCCACGCAGAAUCUCAUUAUCAACCCUGGCGGGCCCGGAGGCAGCGGCAUCGGCAUGGUUUACGCACAAGGCGACGAGAUCAACACCAUUCUCAACGAAGGCUAUCACAUCUUGUCAUUUGACCCGCGUGGGGUCAAUGGGUCGAUUCCCAAAGCCGAGUGCUAUCCCGACGAGGAAACUAGACGAGCUAAGUCGAGGCCUCACAGGGGCGGCACGCUUUCGGACACGGGUGAGAUGUAUGCUUGGAACAAGAAUCUUGCUCGUGCGUGUUACGAAACAAUGGGGGAGCAUGCCAAGUACAUCAACACGCCCCAGACCGCCGCAGACAUGAAUAGCAUCCUCGACGCCCUUGGACAGGAGGACAUGAUCUACUGGGGUUUCAGCUACGGGACGACCCUGGGCCAGACCUAUGCCACCAUGUACCCGGAACGCUCGAAGCGUGUUGUGAUCGACGGAGUAUCAAACAUAUUCGACACUUACAAACGGCUGGACACCGAGCAGAAGAUGUUAAGCGACAGCGAUAGGGUCCUGUACGGAUUCUUCGACGAGUGCGCCAAGGCAGGGCCGGACCGCUGCGCACUUGCAUCAUUCGGAGAAACCGCCGAAGAGCUCAGGGACGUGGUCCUGUCGCGCGUGGACGAGCUCAGGGACGAGCCACUCAGUGUCUAUGUCAACAGUACGCUGUACGGCACAUUCGACUACCCGGAAUUCCUGACGAACGCCAUAUUCUACUCACUCUACGCCCCGAAGAAGUCCUGGGUCCCCUUUGCGGAGCAGCUUGCCAAGUUCCUCAACGGAAAUUCGACCGAUAUCUGGAUGGAGCACGGUCGCGCGGAUGUCUUCGCUAGCAUCGGCGAGGCCAACCGCUUCAUAACAUUCAACGACGCGAAGUCAGGGCCGGAGUACUGGCCCCAAGACCGCCAAGCAGUGGUUGACGAGAUGGUGCGCGUCACGAACCGCCGGGGGAGCCUUUUCUCGAGGAUAGACAUGUCCGGAUUCUUCGGAAGGCAACAGUGGCUCAUACCCCACACACACGAUUUUGUUCCCAAGGAGAAGGUUGAGACCGCCCACCCGCUGCUCAUUCUGACCACAAGCUACGACCCAAUUUGUCCAAUAAAAGGGGCUCUUGUUGCCCGGGACAUCUUCUUGGGGUCUCAGAUCAUAGAGUCGAAGGCGUACGGACAUUGCUCAGAUGCGAUGCCCUCGCUCUGCGUUGCCCGGCAUGUCAAGGCAUAUUUCGAUGAGGGCACAGUCCCAGAGAAUUAUACAACUUGUGAAAUUGAUGGGGAGUAUUUCCCCAGCGGUGAGGCAGAUUCAGACGUGUUGAAUAGUCGGGGUCUGUUGUCCACCGAGGAUCCUGAGAUGGAACGCAUACACAUGGCACAGAGCAGACUGGCGCAGAAGUGGCCCACAUGGUGAUGCGCCAGGAGUUUAUAGAUGAGCACAACAAAUACCCGAGUCUUACUGUGAGUUUGGUGUCCGUCAGCUACCCUAGGGUAUGUACUUAAGUAGUGACCAAUAUUGCGGAUGGACCGGCAAUUGCAAACCUUGUUGGUGAGCUUGUCUGGGUUGUUUAAAACUCGGGUGGUUUCGUUUUUGGUCCCCAUACAUAUACCACCUUUUAAAACUCAACUAUCCACCAAAUAGAAUUCGGAAUUCCCGUACA